AGAAAGAAGCCGUAGAAAAAUGAACGACUCGUCAGUAAUGAUCCUACCAUCAAAGUACAUCACAAUAGAUAAUGUUACAAAAAAAGGAACAAUAACACUGCAGAACAACGUGCUCUCUGGUGGAGCGUACAAAAUACGCACGACAAGCCCAAAAGAUUAUUCGGUCAGACCAAACAUUGGCAUUAUAAAACCACUGCAGACGAUAACAAUAAAUGUUAUUUUACAAAGUGAAUGCACAUCGAAAAACCAUAAGUUCAUGGUAGAGGUGUAUGAUUUUGACCAUAAGAAGGGUGUGGAUGAGUUCAAAAAGACGUUGAGAGGAGGGAGCUCGAAGGCUGUGUGCACAAAAAUAUUGUUUGUGGAAGAUAAGCAGACUAGCAAACCGGUUGUAACGGAGGACAACGAGUUUAUUUACCUGUGUUGUACUGCGGUAGUAUUGGUUGUUCUAUUUUUAUGUUCGAUAAAGAAUCUUCUGCUGCUGUAGACCGGGCCGUCAAACA
This is a messenger RNA of Vavraia culicis subsp. floridensis, 500 nucleotides long. RefSeq lists its product as uncharacterized. The transcript has a single exon. Lineage: Eukaryota; Fungi; Microsporidia; Pleistophoridae. Gene Ontology annotation, cellular component: plasma membrane; endoplasmic reticulum membrane. Gene Ontology annotation, biological process: endoplasmic reticulum membrane organization. The record is from RefSeq and is a predicted model, not a curated record. The coding region runs from base 20 to 484 and encodes 154 amino acids.